AUGGAGUCUGCACCAGCCACAACUGCUGCUCAGGUUUGCCUAACAUGCAAGCUACGGAAAAAGGGUUGCGACAAACUACUGCCGUGCUGCCUUCAAUGUCGCUACCUGCCGGUCGCUGUCACCCCUCCAUCUCCGGCCCCCACAGAUGUUGUCGUGGUACAGAGAUUGGGUGGUGGAGCAUGGUACCCGUCGCCGCCCAGCCCUCGCACCUUCGGCUCAGACUUUCGGUCUUCAUCCCAAACCAUCUGCGACCAAGUCUGUCAAACUAUUGGGGAGAUUGGUCAGCACGCUGAUGUGCUCGCACAUUGCUACUUCCGCGGUCUACACCUCUGGCUUCCAUUCCUAUCCCGGGAUACCCUCCAUCGAAGUCUCGUUCGAUUCCCUGCCUUUGGAGACGCCGACUUCUCGCUCCUGCUCUUAUGCGUAUGUCUGAUUGGAUACAUACCUGCGAGUGAAGCUGCUUUUCGCUUGGAUGAGCUUUACCAAAGAGCAAAAGCGGCGGCCGCUCUUCUGCAGCUCUACCCUGUGGCGUCUUUGAACUCGAUCCGGGCUUUCACUCUGCUUGCCAUCUACGAGUACUGUACGCAACGGGUCGACGAUGCUCUCACCACGCUCACUGUGGCGAUUCGAAUGUCUUACUCGAUCCAUCUCGAAGAGAAAGGCCAGAGGCACCCACGUGUACAUGAUGAACCUCGAACAGAUGUCGAUGUAUAUCAAUCGGAAGCUAACAAUCUGUGGUGGACUCUGGUUAUCUGUGAAAGGCUUUUGGUCCUAGAAACUUCUAACCCUUGGCAACCACUUCUUACACCGUUGCCAUCCGAAGUGCAUUCGUUGCCUUCCAGCUCAGCCACGCCCCCAAAAGUGACAAGUCGAGCAUCCAUCACCAGCUUCGACAGUGUCGAUGGAUCUGGCCGUGCAGCUCAAGCCGCCGUGUUGAUGGACAGGGUUCUUAAUUUCGUCGGAAACCUCGAUAGCAAUGCCGCCUUCUUGGGUCAGACCGUCUUAACCGACUUGACCUACAUCGAUGCUGAUAUUCAAUCUUUCUUGAGCUUAGUCUUGGAGCAGUGUCAUGGAGUCUGGGGACAAUUCUGCUGCUCAGUCGCGACUGCAAUGAAGUGA
Messenger RNA from Zasmidium cellare ATCC 36951, 1119 nucleotides. RefSeq lists its product as uncharacterized. Gene Ontology annotation, cellular component: nucleus. The coding region runs from base 1 to 1119 and encodes 372 amino acids. The record is from RefSeq and is a predicted model, not a curated record. The transcript is spliced from 3 exons. Gene Ontology annotation, molecular function: zinc ion binding; DNA-binding transcription factor activity, RNA polymerase II-specific; RNA polymerase II cis-regulatory region sequence-specific DNA binding. Gene Ontology annotation, biological process: positive regulation of transcription from RNA polymerase II promoter by galactose; DNA-templated transcription. Lineage: Eukaryota; Fungi; Ascomycota; Dothideomycetes; Mycosphaerellales; Mycosphaerellaceae.